Molecule: messenger RNA, 2255 nt
Organism: Radiomyces spectabilis
Lineage: Eukaryota; Fungi; Mucoromycota; Mucoromycetes; Mucorales; Radiomycetaceae
Product: histone acetyltransferases subunit 3-domain-containing protein
Exons: 9
Coding region: 194-2017 (607 amino acids)
Biological process (GO): regulation of transcription by RNA polymerase II
Cellular component (GO): SAGA complex
Molecular function (GO): transcription coactivator activity
Source: RefSeq, a predicted model, not a curated record
ACGUGUGACUUGUAUCGGCCGGCACUUCUUCCUUGACCUUUUGGACGAAGAUAGAAGAAAAAAAGAAGUAUCAUAGAACAUACUGCAAGGGGAGAAUAGUGUGGUCUUUUAUUAUUAGUACACUUAUUCAAUAGUUUAUGAACUGAUAUUUGCCGGCGACAAAAUAUUCUGCAAUACCAUUCAUUCGACUUUUAUGGAUACUGAUUUGACGCGUCAGUACAGUUCGCCCACUCCAGUGUCGGCAUCGACUGCCGCUCUCUAUCGACAAUUCAAGUCAUCAGCAUCAUCCCACGUAGCUUCACAAAUUGGCAAUAUUCCAGAGUCGCAGGAACUGCUAAGUAUCAAGGCCGAUUUGGAAAGAUUGUUGCCUCAUUCGGAAGCAAGACUACGGCAUCUAAAGAAGGAAUUGAAUCAUCUGGAGAAAAAUGUGAAAAUCCGUGAAGCCAAUGAUACUGGAACGCAUAAGAAACAGCCAUCUUCCGGAAAGAAUGUCAACGCUAUGCUGGAAAAAAUGCGGAUCAAGCAGGAAGCCUCUGGUUUAGAUGAUCCAUCGGAUCUGUCACCGUCAUCGCCUUCGAUACCAAAGAGUCAGAUGGACAGACAAGCUGCCUUGGAAACCUUGCGACGACGACGACGAAGGGAAGAUGUCGAUUCAACUGAUGAUGAACUUAAACAUUCAGACAGUCGCCGAGAAUCACCUCAUCACAUUGUGAAAAUCAAAAAGCUUGAAGGCGUACCUUCGCUCACCUCUCGAAGCAUGUCUCCACCCUCCAUACCACGAUCACAAAGUCAUUCCAAACACACCCCAAAAUCCGUCGAUAACACUUAUUUAAAGAAGAAAAAGGUCUCGGGAUCUUCGAGUAAAAUGUCAUCGUCUGCUGCUGCAGGACGAGGGCACGGUAUCAACGAAGGCUAUCCUCCUUCAUCGCAAGGCAAACAUAACAAGCCCAAGCCCUCCAAUCACGCCACAGGCAGCACCAAAAACAGUAACGAUGUGGAUUUUGUCCGAGUGAAAGCCAAAGAUCAAAUUCCUAUCCUAACUUUCUGGACUCAUCUCGAACCUUAUUUUCGUCCGUUGAGCGAGGAAGAUAGAGAAUUCUUGCUGGAGAAGCCAGAUAAUUCCAAACUAUUUUCAAUACCUGCGCUCGGCCGAUCUUAUUUGGAAACAUGGGCAGAGGAAGACCGAGAAACAGGACAUCAGAGUCGGACCCACUCACCUGCUGGAUUUCGGCACGGCAGUCAUGAUUCGACGUUGGGCGGUCCAUCGCAGGAACGGUUAAAAUACCUUGGUCCGGGAGAUACAUUGACGGAUGAUUACUUGUUAAACGAUGAUUUAUGCUGCGGCACUUUGACGGAGCGACUGUUGAGCAGUUUAGUUCCUGAAGAAGUGGAUGAUGCAUUAGAAGUAUCGAUGGGGAUGGGUGCCGACGAUGACGACCGUCAGAGCAACUUGAGUGACGAUGAAGGACGAAGUGAUCACUAUUUUGAAGGUAGAACCAUUGCCGAAAUGUCAAGCGAGCCACCAGAAGAUCUUUUGGAUUUUGAAGAACGCUUAAAACGUGAAUUGCAAUACGCCGGCUUGUUUGGUGAAGAUGGAGUGGAUUGGAGUACUCGUGAAGAUGAUGAAAUCUGUGCAGAGUUACGAUUUUUGCAAAGAGAACUAAAGGAACAGGGGAAGGUCAAUGAAUUCCGGAAAAAACGAUUACUAGACGUAGUGGAUCGUCAACUGCAAUACGAACAGUAUCGACAUGUACUGGAUAAUCUCGAUGCUCAAGUGGAUCAGUGUUAUAUGAAACGAUUCCGUAUUCAAAAGUCCAAGAAACGAAAAUCAACCUCUGCGCCGAAAACGACGUUAUCCGAAAACGCAAUAUAUGCCAUGGAGAAACGAAAGACGUGGAUCAAUGCGCUGGAAGGGAUAUUCAAAGAUAAAAAUCUUGUGAUGCCUACCAGGAGCAUCUAUGAGACAGACGGAGAAGAAGAAGACCCUUCACCAUCCGAAGGACACACCAGAUCGUAAAACGAUGAAUUGGCCGACUCUCUUUUCCCCCCUAUUGUAUAUUUUCCUUUUCUUUUUUGUUUCUAUUAUUUCCCUCUUCUCUUCUUUUUUUAUUGGCCUUUGCUCUCUCAUCUCAUCAAUUCGUCAUCUCACUAUUUUACUUGAUGUGUGAUCCCUCUUUUUUAUUUUAUUCUUUUUUUCUUCGCUUUACCACUUCGUAUCUGUUUCUUUCUUUCUCUCCUUUUUCUUACCUCUCUUA